GAAGAAUAUUUAAUGAAACUUUCAGAUGUUCAUAACUUUUAUAGUGACUAAUUGAACUAAUCUACAUUAGAAAACGAAACAAUUACUACAACUCAGUCAAAUGUACAGAUGUGGUAGUAGUUGAGAGUCCUCCCCAGCACUCAGACCUCAUGAGAAUUUGUUUGACUGUAGCAUAAAAGUCGACACGAUGAUAUGCAUCCCAUCAAGAAAUAUGCGUUGUGAUUUAAAACCAGCUUGAUUUGAACUCCUUUUUUUUUUUUUUUUUCCAGUUUUCUGCAUUUUGCUCCCACGGUGCAAAUGAUGGGUUUAAUGAGCCGCGUGUCCUCAGUGCGCAUGGCACAAGUUGUCAGCUCCUGGCCGCGGGAGAGAAGAUGUAAAAUCCUGUCAUCUGAAGACAAGUGACGAAGACGCGCGCGCGGGGGAAUACUCCUCUUUUUCUCUGGCCCCCCGAUUCCGCGCGAGGAGGAGGUGAUCUCACCAUAUGCGCUGCUCCACACACCYUGCUGCACACAAAAGGCUCCAGCUCCUCUGCUCUCUCCGGGACAAGUCAGCCCCGUGGAUGUUGUCACUUUGUCUGAGAGUGGGAUUAUGGCGCGUAAAUCUGUCUCUUUUUAAGAUUUUUGUGCAUCAUUCUGAAAUUCUGGAGAGGAAAGAUUUUGGUGCAGGGGGACCUGGAGGAUACUGCUGCUUCUUCUUCCCAAACACGCGCUCCUGUUGGAUUUACGCUGCAGUCCACUUCACGCCAACAGCACUACUGCAAGGAGGAAUGUUAUGAAACUAUCUCCGGACUUGCACGCGCGGGUGUGUCAGUUUUCUGACCGCACUUCUCCGAACAAUGAGGCGGCGUGGUGCGCAAAGUAGGGGGGAAUGUUGCGUGCGCAGCGGGGGAGCAGGACGGUGACUUCCAGAGGACAGACCCGCGAACGGCGCCUUCCAUGCGGAGCGUGUCGCUGUCCGACGCGCGCGUGGUGCUGAAAUUCGGAUGAUGCCUGGCCGGCGGGUGCAGGGCUGCCGCUCCCUGCACUUCAACGAGGACAACGGCCGCUUCGUGCUGCUGGCCGUCCUCAUCCUGCUGUACCUGCUGUGCGGCGCUGCGGUCUUCUCGGCCAUCGAGAGGCCCUCGGAGCUGCGGGCUCACGGCCGCUGGAACGGGACGCUCCUGAACUUCAGCGAGACCUUCAACAUCAGCCUGCGGGACCUCAACUCUUUCCUGCGGGAGUACGAGGCUGCCAUCGCCGCGGGGAUCCGGGCCGACGCGCUCAGACCCAGAUGGGAUUUUACGGGCGCGUUUUACUUUGUUGGAACUGUGGUGUCGACUAUAGGUUUUGGGAUGACUACGCCUGUGACAAUUGCAGGCAAGGUGUUCCUUAUCUUUUACGGGCUUCUGGGCUGUGCUGCCACCAUCCUCUUCUUUAACCUCUUCCUGGAGCGCAUCAUCACCCUCCUGGCUGUGGUGAUGAAGGCRGUGAGGGAGCGGCGGAUCAGGAACAGCGGCCUGCUCCCGCCAGGAAUACGCCACGACUUCUCGGCCUACUCCCUCCCGGGAUGGAAGCCCUCCGUGUACCACGUGAUGCUGAUCCUCGGCCUGUCGGCCAUCACUAUCUCCUGCUGCGCGUCYGCCAUGUACAGCCCCGUGGAGGGGUGGGCGUAUUUGGAUUCGCUCUACUUCUGCUUCGUCACCUUCAGCACCAUCGGCUUUGGCGACUUUGUCAGCAGCCAGAGUGCGGCUUACGAGUACCAAAACCUAUACAGGGUGGCCAAUUUCUUCUUCAUGCUAAUGGGCGUGUGCUGCAUUUACUCCCUCUUUAACGUCAUUUCCAUAGUCAUUAAGCAGGUGCUCAACUGGUUGCUGGAAAAAAUGAGCUGCUUGUUUUGCCAGCGUUGCAAUAAGGCCAACGCCUUCCUGGGCAGACGCAAUGCCAUCCGCCCAGGCUCCAGGGGUCGCCAGGGUCGGUUUGGCCAGUCGCCUGACUCAGACGGGCCUUGCGAUAGUGACACUGAGGGACGGAGGCUAUCGGGGGAAAUGAUCUCUAUGAAAGACCUGGCGGCCUCUAGCAAGGUGUCACUGGCCAUCAUGCAGAAGCAGCUGUCUGAGUCAGCCAACGGUUACCCCAGGACAGUCUGUGGCAGCUCGCACAGUAAUGGCUUCUCUGGUGGGGUUGGGGCGCUCGGGAUCAUGAACAACAGGCUGGCAGAGACAAGUAACUCCAGGUAGAAGGCAGAGAGAGGCGGAAAACAGGGAAAAUGGGCUUUUCUCCCUCAAAACUCUGCUGUAACAGGCUUUUGAAAGGGACUAUUGGUGUAACUUAUGCAUGAAAAUACCAUUUUUAUACGUUUGAAUGGAAUACAAACCUGCAGUAAUAACACAGAUAAUGGUAGUGAUUCUUUUAGCAAUGAUUUGAUGARGAUGGCAUGAGGGAGAAUCACAAAGUCAAUAAAAAACACAAGCAUGGUGGCCACACAUCACUUUUAUUAAGUUCAAAGCCCAAAACAAAACAAAUUGCUGUGAGACCCUGAAACUAUUAGUGUUUGAAUGCAGAAAACAUCAUUAGCUGUACGCACUCAGUAUAUCAGACUUUUUACGACUAAAUCGUUGUGCUGGAAAGGAGCCAAGGYAAUUAUACGGCACACUUUUUACCAUCUUGGGAUUUCAGCCAGUGCAUACGAAUGUACAUACUGAAUGCUGAUAAAAACAAGUAUAAUCGCUGAAUGAUAUAGCACACUCUGAUCUAUGCAUUAUUCCUCUCAUGCGUUUUGCACCAUCUCUGAACUUUCCUUUGAUUCUGCAGAAACCCUUCUUCCUUCCCCCUUCAUUCCAUUCCCGAGGUGAUUGAUUUCUGCUCRGGGUCCGACUGUGGGAAGCGGACUUUCUGAGCGUGGCCGUGAUGCUGCUGAUUUAAAACGGGGUUGACGUCCAGGGCGGUUUUCCUUGUGCCACUAUAACCGGCCACAAAGAUUAAUUUCCUCUUGAGAUGGAGAAAAGAGCAAAAGUGAAGAAUGAAAAUCUAUUUCUUGGAAAAGAGGAACUGGCCACCUUAUCAGCCUAGCCCAAGUUUCUAAUGCCAGAGAUGUUCAGUUGAAGGGAAAAAAACACUGUUUGACUCUAUUUUACUUCAGUUUUUAAGUUUAUAUAAAACACAAUUAGUGUUUUAGUCACUCAGAGAAAUAUUUGCAAAAGAGAAUAUAUAGAAUUUUUUUCUGUUUGCUGAAAGUUAAACAGGGUUAGGUGUCAGUGAAUACAUUAGGAGGUGAAUUACACUAGGAUGCAAAUGUUUGGCCAGAUAUUUUUUAUUUAUUUAUUUAUUUAUUUUUACCAUAAGCAAAG
Messenger RNA from Austrofundulus limnaeus, 3325 nucleotides. RefSeq names its product potassium channel, subfamily K, member 12 (gene kcnk12). Gene Ontology annotation, cellular component: plasma membrane. Gene Ontology annotation, biological process: potassium ion transmembrane transport; stabilization of membrane potential. Gene Ontology annotation, molecular function: potassium ion leak channel activity; outward rectifier potassium channel activity. NCBI's taxonomy places the organism in Eukaryota, Metazoa, Chordata, Actinopteri, Cyprinodontiformes, Rivulidae. The coding region runs from base 983 to 2215 and encodes 410 amino acids. The record is from RefSeq and is a predicted model, not a curated record. The transcript has 2 exons.